Marasmius oreades (fairy-ring Marasmius) is the source of this 1145-nucleotide messenger RNA. RefSeq lists its product as uncharacterized. Gene Ontology annotation, biological process: L-valine catabolic process. Gene Ontology annotation, cellular component: mitochondrion. Gene Ontology annotation, molecular function: 3-hydroxyisobutyrate dehydrogenase activity; NADP binding; NAD binding. The transcript is spliced from 5 exons. NCBI's taxonomy places the organism in Eukaryota, Fungi, Basidiomycota, Agaricomycetes, Agaricales, Marasmiaceae. The record is from RefSeq and is a predicted model, not a curated record. Bases 45 to 1112 code for a protein of 355 amino acids.
CCCAGGACCCCCGAAAAUGGGAGAGAGGAUUUCCUUUACACGCCAUGAAGCGUUCACUACCCGCUCGCUUUCUACAAUCUUUGACAUUGGAACGUAUCUCUUACCGAUCCAAGAGCACUAGCUUUAUUGGCCUCGGACGUAUGGGUUACGAAAUGGCGCAUAAUCUCUUUUCGAAACAAUAUGCAAAUGCUCAGGAUGCUCAUUUCAUCGUCUGUGAUGCUGUACCCGAACGCGCUCAAGCUUUUAGUGCAUCCUUUCUAACUCGAUUUCCUGGCGCUAAGAUAGCAAUUGCUCGCACUCCAGAAGAAGCAACUCUAGCUUCACAAAAUAUCAUAACAAUGUUACCAUCAUCUCGAGAGGUCAAAACUGUCUACAACGAUGGAAUCGUGCCGACUCUGAAGAAACUAUCGUCUACGUCGCACAAUACACUCUGUAUAGACUCGACCACACUGAAUGUAGAUGUUGCAUGUCAGGUUGCCAGAGACGUUGUCGACACCAACUCUCAGAUGAUAGAUGCUCCGGUAUCAGGCGGCGUUACCGGUGCAAAAGCGGGAACACUGUCCAUCCUUGUCGGUGGUACCGAACCAGCAUUCAACCUCGCAAGUCCCAUCCUCGCAAACAUGGGACAGCGCAUAAUUCACUGUGGCCCUUCUGGUGCAGGUUUGGGAGCAAAGAUAUGCAAUAACCUCAUCCUCGGGGUACAACAAAUUGUCGUUGGCGAAGCCAUGUUACUAGGAGAAAAACUCGGUUUGGAUCCUGCAGUUCUUGCCAGUGUGGUCAGCUCCUCUACCGGGAGCUGUUGGUCGGUUUCUGUUAACAAUCCCGUUCCUAAAUCGCUCCCCGAGAAGUCUCCUCCUUGUGAAAGAGGUUACGAAGGAGGCUUUGCAACCUCUCUUAUGUUGAAGGACAUGGGCCUCGCUACUGAUAUCGCUGCUACGGUUGGAAGCCCUUUACCGCUUGGAGAAGCAGCCGAAAGUCUAUAUGCCCGCGUCAUACAAGAAGAGCCAGACCUUUCCCAGAAAGAUUUCUCAUCCAUCUACCGUUACUUGAGCAAAGCAUCAUCCGAGGGCAGAAAAGUGAGAGUUGCACAGGAAACACGCGGGAUAUCGUGAACGCUUGUUUUGUAACAUUUGAAACUGGAAGGA